CUUGUGAGGCUCCAAAGAGUGUUUCUGAGCAGAUAUAAAGUACCUUUCCCUUUUUACAACUAAGGCCAGCCAUCACAUAUAGGAGUGUUAAGGGGAGAAGUGUAAAAUUGUCAAUGGACUUUAACUGCAACACUCCUCUGUUUUGAAGACAAUUCUUUGGACUGGAACCAUGAAAACUGAUUUUUGAGAUAGUUUAAAAAGUCUGUUUAUACUACUAGAUGUUCCUGUCUUCUGUUCUCUCAGCCAUGCUCUCUGCUUCUAGUUUCUUGACAACAAGUGGACUGCGAACUCCCCACCGUAGAUGGAGCUGGGCUCCUGGAGGCUUGUGGCAUCGGGAAGCUGGUGCGACCCCUCAGUGCCAAGGGACUGAUUCUGUCCCAAAGGAAAGUAAACUUCAAUUCUACGUUCUCUGGUCUCUGAAUGAGCCUCCUCGUCAACUCAGUAGCAAACGACAUCGGAAAUGUUACCAAACUCGGUUGCCACUUCCAUUGCCAAAACAGCUAGUGAUCUUUGGUUUAGGUGACUGGAACCAUUUCUCUCAGAAGACAAGCAUCACUGUGGACGUAUUAGUGAAUCCAGACAUCAAACCACAAAGGAUUGGCAAACUAAGACCUGAUGCAAGAUGUUUGGUGUGGGAAGGUGACUGGAGAGCAGAUGUUCUCCUGGCUUCACUUAAACAGGCAGACAGUGGCAGUCCCAUUAACCUUCUCUUGACUGUCAAUGAACAGCUGCUCAACAGCACUCCCAGUCGCCCAUUUCAGGCACCAGAACCCAGUCAGUCACCUGUUCUUCCAGAAGAUACUAUUCCUGGGUUGGAUGAACCUUCUGAGGCUAAAAGUCAUAUUUCUGAAAAGCCUCUUAAAGACAUUGUGGUUGAAAGGAAGUUAUCUUCACUGGGAGAAAACCCAGAGGUUCUCCCUGUUCCAGAAAUGCCUAGUGUUCAACUGGAAUGUGAGACCAGUAAUAAAACUUGUCUACCUAACCCAGUUCUGCUAAAUAAGACUAGAAGGGCUCUCUUUGAACACUGUGCAUCUGAAAGACAUCAGGAAUCUGAAGACUUGGAGAUUAAAGAAUUACAAGUGUGUCCAAGCCCUCGGUGGUGUCAUGCCAUGUGCCUGAGUGAUCCUGAAACUGCAGUUCUGAUUGGUGGAGAAGGGACCAAUCAACAGUUUUGUAAAGAUGCUCUCUGGAAACUGGAAAUUGACAAUGACUUCUGGUUCCCCAUGAAUUUGCAGCAACAGAACUCCCUGCCGCGGUGUUCCCGUGGCCACAGUGCAACCUAUGACCCAGACACAAAACGAAUCUACAUCUUUGGGGGGAUGAGGGAAGGGAAGCGCUAUAGCAGCAUCUAUAUCCUGGACACAACCUCUUGGAAGUGGCUUCAUGUGUCUGCUAAAGGGAAAGUGCCGACGUUGGUCUACCACAGUGCAACUAUCUAUCGCAAAGAGUUGUUUGUCUUUGGAGGAGCCUUACCUAGAAUGUCAUCCUUGGAGACUGGAGCCUGCAGUAAUGCACUCUUCAUUUUCAACCCAGAAUAUGAGAUCUGGUAUCAGCCCAUUGUUGAGGGGGAGAAGCCUCUGCCUAGGUUUGGCCAUUCAGCUACUCUACUCAGGAGUAAGCUGGUCAUAUUUGGGGGCCAGAGGACUUCUACAUAUCUGAAUGACACCCACAUCCUGGAUCUAGGUUUCAUGGAGUACUCCUCAGUUCCUUUUCUGUCUGGACUACCAUGUGCUCGCAGUUUCCAUGCUGCCAUCCCCGUAUCGGAUCAAAAAGUGCUGAUAAGCGGGGGCUGCAAUGCCAAAGGGGCAUUCCAGGAUGCAUUCACCUUCAACCUGGGUACUUCGACUUGGAACACAAUCAAGCAUGGAGACCUUUGCUCCAUCCCCCGGGCAGGCCACACACUUCUCAACUUGACCUACGCUCAUCUGACGGAUGUGGAUAAAGAGAGCCAGGGCAAGCGUAACCUGUGUACAGUGCUGGUCUUUGGUGGGUCUGAUUGUACCGGCAAGUUCUACAACAGUACCAGUAAGAUCCAGCUAGACCUGGAGGAGGUGAAAGGGGUCCCUUAGUGUCCAUUCUGAACUACUGGGAAUUCUAUAACAGGAUGGAGAGCAGGAAGAACAGGAAGACUAUGGGCUUCUAAAAAGAUGGAGGUAGGGGAUGGAAAGACUGAAACUGAUAAAACAAUGAUAAUCACUCUGAAGGCUUUGGUACUUACAUUCCUUGUUGAAGACAUAAAGUGAGUUACCAAAAAGUCAGGCAGAUUGAGCUUUUUUUUAGCUUGUUUUUGUCACUUUAACGAUUUCACUAUUGCUAAGUAUGUGGCAUCUCUCUCUAAUCAUAGGUCUAAGAUAGCACAGGGCUAGGAUCAUGGCAGAUUGUAAAGACCAUUAUCCAAUCCUAGAUUGGCAAUUUAUCAGCUUUUCACUCUGUAUCUUUACUUUGUAUCUUAAAUAAGGGAGAAGCCUCCAGAAAACGAAUGGUAAAUACUCCACACCACUGAACAUAGCUAGGAAAUCUUUUAAGUCUCACUUACUUUGAUGUGUGUCUGUUCUUUUUCAUGUUCAUCUUCUGUUUCUACUGACUCUCCUGUCUUUAUCGCAUGCCAAUUCAAAGUUAUCUGCAUUUGCGUAAGAUUACAACCCAAAUUGUUAAUAAAGAAUGAAAAGUAGUGUUCACUUGAUUAUUAAAUGAUAGUAAAGAGUAGCAAGCACACCUUCAGAAACUACCGCAAUCUUGUAAAUAAACAGAACUUAUAUAGGUCAA
Molecule: messenger RNA, 2766 nt
Organism: Anolis carolinensis (green anole)
Lineage: Eukaryota; Metazoa; Chordata; Lepidosauria; Squamata; Anolidae
Product: kelch domain-containing protein 2
Exons: 13
Coding region: 219-2069 (616 amino acids)
Molecular function (GO): protein binding
Source: RefSeq, a predicted model, not a curated record